Molecule: messenger RNA, 384 nt
Organism: Arabis nemorensis
Lineage: Eukaryota; Viridiplantae; Streptophyta; Magnoliopsida; Brassicales; Brassicaceae
Source: the annotation of a GenBank genome assembly
AUGCCCCCAAGUUCCGAGAAAGUAAAGAGCUUCGUCGGGGAUUCGAGAGGUGCGAUCUUCAAGGACAAGAGUUUGGCUCUGCUAAUGGUAUUUUUCAAGCUUGUUCAACAACACUUGGCUUCGACUACCAAAAUCGAUGAUUCAACAGUGAGGAUAUCGGAGGAAGACAUGGAGAUUCCAUUUGUGGAUUUCUUGACAAAGAUGCGUUUGCCACCCAAAAUCAAUUUGAUCAUCUUGUAUGCCAUUGCGAUGCUAGAUUAUGAUCAAGACAAUAUAGAAACUUGUAGAGAUUUACUUAAGACCAAAGAGGGGAUUGAUCGAUUGGCUCUAUACAUUACAUCUAUUGGCAGGUUCUACGAAUGCCUAUUACUGCUCUGCAUCUAG